AUGGCGUCAAAUGUGACCUUGUUCAGUGUGGGACAGGAUAGAUUGGAAUACGAAGAAACUACUACAGAUGAUAAAAUUUGUGGUGGAAGCAUGGACAUGAAUAUGGCGCAUCACAUUCGGGAUGAGUUCAAUAAGAGGUACAGUGGUGUCUAUGCUAACAUGGAUAUGAUCAAUCGACUACUCAUCCCAUGUGAGAAGGCAAAAAUUUCACUGUCAUCAAAUGAUAUUGUCGAGGUCGAGGUGAAACAAUUGUUAGAGGGGGUUGAUUAUAGCAUCUCCUUCACACGCCCCAAGUUUGAGGAGCUCAAUGGCCGCCUGCAUGAGAUUGUGUUGGUUGGGGGAUGUCCAAACUUUCCCAAACUUCGAGAAGUGGUACCGGCACAGUUUAAGAGCAAGCUGCAAAUGAGGUUAAAGCCUGAAUAUGUUGUGGCUUAUGGUGUGGCUAUGAGAUAUGCUCAGGAGAAGGAGAAGGCAAAGGCUACUGAGCAUCAAGAAGUAACAGGGGAUGUGACAUCAUGCGGUGUGGUAAUGAUAUCUGCUUAUGAGAAGGAUGAUGCCCCAGUUACACGGGGUAGAUUCAAAGCUCUGGAGAGGGAUUUGAAAGCCAUUCAGGAAGAUUUUACUUGGAUUAAGGAGAGAUUAAAAAAUGCAGGGUAG
Molecule: messenger RNA, 657 nt
Organism: Cornus florida
Lineage: Eukaryota; Viridiplantae; Streptophyta; Magnoliopsida; Cornales; Cornaceae
Exons: 2
Coding region: 1-657 (218 amino acids)
Biological process (GO): cellular response to unfolded protein; protein refolding
Cellular component (GO): cytoplasm
Molecular function (GO): ATP hydrolysis activity; ATP binding; ATP-dependent protein folding chaperone
Source: RefSeq, a predicted model, not a curated record